Cuscuta campestris is the source of this 1051-nucleotide messenger RNA. The record is from the annotation of a GenBank genome assembly. Lineage: Eukaryota; Viridiplantae; Streptophyta; Magnoliopsida; Solanales; Convolvulaceae.
AUGGUGAACAAUAUGGAUCACGGUUUGCCCAAGUUUUCUCUCUUAGGUUAUGAUGAUUGGAAGAUCAUGAUGGAAGCACAUCUCUACGCUCUACAUGACUGCAUGUGGAUGUACAUUCCAAAGCCCAAGGAAAAAUGGGAUGAUAGAGAUUGUAAAAAGCACAAUCUGGACAACGUCGCCAAAGCAGCCAUCUUCAAGAUACUUGAUCCCAUCACCUUCUCCAAAAUCAAGCAUCUCAAGACUGCCAUGGAAAUAUGGCAAGGUCUUGGGAAGCUAUGUGAGGGAUCAGAGGACUUGAGAAAGCAGAAGAUAGAAGUCCUACUUGAGAAGUUCAAAGGCUUCAAAAUGCUUCCCGGAGAAUCAUUUGAUAUGUUGGAUGAAAGGUUCCACAAAAUCUUGAAUCAUCUUGCCUCACUUAACCACAUUCUUUCUCCCAAAGAAAAGAAUGUAAGGUUGCUGAGAUCACUCCCAACUGAGUGGUACACCAAAGCCACAGCCAUGGAAGAAGGAAGAAACCUGGAAAACUACACUGUUCAAGGUCUCCUUGAUGAACUCAGAACCUAUGAGCACGAGCUGAAAAAGAAGAAGGAAGAACAAGUUACUCCCUUCCCCACGGAAUUGAUGACAACUUCAAGAAUUCCAUCAAGUGAAGGGACAUGCACAAGAAACUGUGACACACCUUCCUCUAGCCAGCCGUCAAGCUCAAAAAUGGAGAACUACGAAGAGGAUUUUGCCAUGAUGGUCAAACAAUUCCGGAAGUUCAAGAAGUUCUUCAAGAAGGCUGAUUCAGUCAGAAGGCCAUCCAAGGGAAAGCCACAGGUAAGUGACUCCCCUCCUGAAUCUUAUUUAUGUUAUAACUGCAGGAAGCCUGGCCACUGGAAGUCAGCAUGCCCGUACCCAAAAGUGGAGAAGUACGGAGAAAGAGAAAGGAUCGAGAAGAAAAAGAAAGCAAUGGUUGCUGCUGAAAGUGACGAGUCAUCCAGCUCAAGCUCGGAUGAAGAAGCCCUCGUCUGCAUGGAGCGCAGAGUUGAGAAGUCCAACCAUGAGGAUA